Symbiodinium natans is the source of this 729-nucleotide messenger RNA. NCBI's taxonomy places the organism in Eukaryota, Dinophyceae, Suessiales, Symbiodiniaceae. The record is from the annotation of a GenBank genome assembly.
AUGGCUGGCUGGGCUCUCAGUGGCGGUCAUGUCUUGGGAGUAGGAGAGCUCCCUUGGUCUGCAAGCCUCUUCCCCUUGGGGCUGGUCCAAGCAGAGGCUCGAAGCUCGAAGAGGGAGAGGGAGGGCGCGGUUGAAGGGGCCCCUCCUGGCGCAAUCUUCACGAAGUUUCGACAGGCCAUCUCGGCCGACCGGAGGCUUCAUGCCGGUGCUCCCGAUGUUGCACUCUACUUCGUGCAUUGGCUCACAGAUCUGGCCGGAGCAGAGCCGACUCCACUGGGUGGCUGCGAGAAGUUUGUGAUCAAGUUCCCCUUGCACGUGUUGAACAGCUUUCUGCAGUCCUUCAAGUUCAUCGAAGGCAUCGCGUCCCAAACGGAGACCCAGGUCAUGGAGAAGUAUCUCAAGUAUCGUUGGGCGGAUCACGUCCCUUCCCUUGGCGAUGCUCCGCAGGGUGCGGCGCCCUGUGCGGCCGGAUCGUUCGGAUGUUUUGACAGCUGGGAAAUGUUGGGGUUUCCGAAAUUACCAAAUGGUGGAAGCAUUUGUUCGGCUCGUUUUGGAUGGCUGACUGGCUUGUGGCUUCCAGGGGGUUUGUCUUCCUGGUGGUCCGGCAGAAAAGUUGCUCGAAGUUUCAUAGUGUACUUCAUGCUGCUCUGCAUGCGAAGGACUGUUGCAAGUGUGCACCUCCUCAUGCAUCCUCUGGCGCCAGUAUUCCGAAAAAUACUUGGCAGUUGA